AUGGCCAGACCAGUACCGCCGCCACAGCUAAACCCUUUGCGGUUAAAGACCGCUCUUAAAAUGGCGUUAUCCAAAUUGAAAUUCAUUCAGGAGAAGAAACUCGCAAUGACAAAACAGCAACGUCGCAAUUUAGCAGAGUUAUUACGCCAAGGUAAAGAAUCGUCGGCUCGAAUUCGAGUAGAGAAUAUAAUCCGCGAUGACAUAUACGUUGAACUACUUGAGUAUCUUGAAUUAUAUUGUGAGCUUAUCCUUGCACGUCUUUCCAUCCUCUUAGAUCGCAGUACCUGCGAUUCAUCUCUAUUGGAAGCGGUACAAUCGGUGAUUUAUGCUGCUCUGCAUACAGAACUCAGAGAACUCACUACAAUUAGGGACAUGUUGACGUAUAAAUAUGGAGUUGAGUUUGGUAAGGAGGCAUUGGAGAAUAGUGGAGGAUAUGUUCCCGAUAAAAUUACGAGACGGUGCGAGAUUGACCCACCACUGAUGGAUUUGGUUGAUAUGUACCUUUGUGAAAUAGCCAGGGCUUAUUCUGUACCUUACUCUGGGUUGCCAGUGGUAGAGGAGGAGGAGGAAGAGGAAAAGGGGGAGAAAGGAGAUGAUAAUGAUGAUAGUGGGGGAGGAGGUGGUGGUGGAGUGGGAGAAAAGAAUGAUAUGGCAAAGAAAGAAAAUGUAAAGGAAAGUCCUAUUGCUGAGCUAGCAAAAAAGUCGGAAAAGCUCUUUAUUUCUGACUCUCCUGGUGGUGCAAGUCUGAAGGUCACUAAAAGUAAUAGUAAGACGAAAGAAGGGGACGAUUUUGAUUUAUUAAAAGCGAGAUUUGCUGCGUUGAAGAGUACACCGAAAUAA
Messenger RNA from Lodderomyces oxycetoniae, 840 nucleotides. RefSeq names its product Ist1p (gene IST1). The transcript has a single exon. The coding region runs from base 1 to 840 and encodes 279 amino acids. NCBI's taxonomy places the organism in Eukaryota, Fungi, Ascomycota, Pichiomycetes, Serinales, Debaryomycetaceae. The record is from RefSeq and is a predicted model, not a curated record. Gene Ontology annotation, biological process: protein transport.